CGGGGAAUUAUCCCGGCGACAUUCUACUGUUUAUGCCUGCAUCGUUGGGUCGAUGUAGAGUGGCGUGGAAAGACUGAAAGGGACAGGAUCGACGGGGUAUUUGCCCGAGAAAUGGCGAUGGGACCAAAACACGAGGAUUAUACAAAUCAGACCAGUGAAAAUCUAUUGAGAGAGACAAGAAAAUGCUGGAAAUUAUCCGAAAGCAAAAAGGCUUGUCAUAAGGUCCUUUUGAGGAAAUUCUUGAUAGCAAAGAAGGAAUUAGUAAGCAUCAAAGCUAUGAACCAGACUAUUAAAAAUAGGAUCAAGGCAGCGACGCAGAUCAAGCAGACAACUGCGAGCCAAUAA
Molecule: messenger RNA, 345 nt
Organism: Acaulospora colombiana
Lineage: Eukaryota; Fungi; Glomeromycota; Glomeromycetes; Diversisporales; Acaulosporaceae
Source: the annotation of a GenBank genome assembly